UACGCUCGCGUCGUCAGUUUUACUACAACCUUUUGCGGAACUGCACGCGUGUUUCUUGCCGCCAAUAUUGAAUAAUUUCAUUCACCACCUGUACACGAAUCUAUAAGGUGCAAAGUCCAGAGUCCAACGUAAAUUUACUGACCUGACCCGCGCUGCGCUCAUCGAUAGCCAUAUCGUCAUCAUGGCACUUCGCACAUUUCGAACGUUGCACAAAUUUGGAUCCUCGCUUAUCAAAGUGGAACGCAACUUCGCCUCGUCAUCGGCGCCGCUAUCUUAUCUCUCGAGUCAACCCUUUCGCGCACUUCACACUGAAACGGGAGGCAAACGAAAGGCGGCCAGUGUCGGUAAGCCGCAACCAUUACCAUGCUCCUCAGUACGACCUCUGCUGAUACGAAGUGCUAAUCUGUCCGACGGUGACGAAUCGACGCAGCCACGACGUCAUCUGGCGGUGGAGCUGACAGACGGCAAUCGGUACAAGUUCCCGCUGGUUUGGCUGCGCGAUAACUGCCAGUGUUCGGAGUGCUUCCAUCCGGGAUCCCACAGUAGAAUUUUGAACUGGGAAUCAUUCGAUGUUGACGGGGUCGAGUUGGUAAGCUGCACGGUGGCCAACGAUGGGAGCCAAGUGGACAUUGUCUGGAGCGAUGGUCACCGGUCGCACUUCGGGUGUGAGUGGUUACUGCAGAGGAGAUUUACGGAUGCUAGUGGGCGAGAUUAUCUGCGCGAAUGGUACAGACCUCCACCGCAGCUGUGGGGUAGGGAGGAUUUCAAGAAUGUGAUAAGCAGUUUUGAGUUUAGCGAUGUGAUCAACUGCGAUGAGGCGUUGCAAAGCUGGAUCGAAGCGUUGGUACGGUACGGAACGGUCAUGAUUAGAAAUGCGCCUCUGACGGAGCUGGAGUGCCGGAGGCUGGCCGAACGCGUUGGAUUUAUUCGCAAAACGCAUUACGGCGAAGAAUUCAUCGUGAAGGCCAAGGAAGGAACCAGUAAUGUGGCCUACCUGUCGACCCCACUUCAGAUGCAUACCGAUCUGCCCUAUUAUGACUACAAACCGGGCUGCAAUCUGCUGCACUGCCUGGUUCAAUCCCGCUCCGAAGGGGGACAAAAUCUCAUCGCCGACGCGUUUUUCGUUGCCGAUAUGAUGCGGAGAGAUUUCCCAGCGGAGUACCAAACGUUGACCGAGACGCUGAUCAACUGGACAGACAUUGGCGAGGACGCUGGUGGUCAGUUUCACAGUAUCUACCGGGCACCGGUGAUAUGCAUCGGUCGCGACGGAAAUCUGGAACGCAUCAAUCACAGUGUCCCCCAGAGGGAUAGCUUCUUCAAUGUUCAGCUGGACCGGGUGGAACCAUGGUAUCGUGCGAUGUCCCGUUUUGUGCAGCUAAUCCACCGGGAAGCGGUGGCAUUCAAAACCGCCCCCGGCGAUAUACUUACGUUUAGCAAUGUGCGAAUGGUGCACGGUCGGACCGGUUACACCGAUACCGACGUCAACACGAGACACAUCGUGGGGGCGUAUCUCGAUUGGGACGAAAUCUACUCCAAGUUGAGGGUGUUGAAGGCGAGAGUGCUGAAAUAGGGAUGUGAGAUGAGAGUGGUGAUGAAUUUGGGUUUGGUUGGUUUUGUUUUUCAAGCAAUUAUUUUUAUUUUUUACUUUUCACAGUGAAAACUAUGUUAAGUAUAGCGCGUAGAAGACCUGUUUUCACAUACAUGUCUUUUUGCAACGUAAGAGAUGUUACGAUUAAAGAUAUUUGCACACAUUGAAAAGAGAAGAGACACAUGUAAUCACUAUUCCCUACGAAUACGAGUAAAAUUGUAAAUAGUAGUUGUUUUCUUCAGAGUAAAAUCACAAUAAUUUCUUCGGA
Molecule: messenger RNA, 1856 nt
Organism: Toxorhynchites rutilus septentrionalis
Lineage: Eukaryota; Metazoa; Arthropoda; Insecta; Diptera; Culicidae
Product: gamma-butyrobetaine dioxygenase-like
Exons: 3
Coding region: 182-1570 (462 amino acids)
Biological process (GO): carnitine biosynthetic process
Cellular component (GO): mitochondrion
Molecular function (GO): oxidoreductase activity
Source: RefSeq, a predicted model, not a curated record